Molecule: messenger RNA, 1322 nt
Organism: Zea mays
Lineage: Eukaryota; Viridiplantae; Streptophyta; Magnoliopsida; Poales; Poaceae
Product: vegetative cell wall protein gp1
Exons: 2
Coding region: 354-1076 (240 amino acids)
Source: RefSeq, a predicted model, not a curated record
AGCCAUCGACCACCACGCCGUGUCAGUUCUUCAAAAAAGCUUCUCCUAGACCCCUAGCCCACUCUCUCCCUCUUCAUGCAGUCGUGUUGCAGUGCAUCAUCAGCCUUUGUUCAGUCAUGACCACGAGACGAGAGACAGCACCACACGCAGACGCAGAGGCAGGUCCUUUCACAUGCCCACGACGCACAGCCUUUACCACCGCUGCUCUGCUCCCCUCAAAGCCAAGGCCAGUAGAAACCAGCCCAGCUUGCUCUCUCUGCUCUUCCCCCUCACACUUCUCCCUCGCUCAUCACUCAUAGUCACACAGUCACACUACAGAGCCCAGAGCCCUAGUGUCCUCCCCUCCCCUCCCCAUGGCCCCUCACCGCCUCCUCCAGCUUCUACUGCUCCUCGCCGCCGCCAUGACCACCGCCCGGUCCCAGACCCAGUCACCAGCCGCCGCGCCAUCCACCUCACCCUCCUCUACCGCCGCCGCCGCCCCAAGCCCCUCAUCCUCCUCCUCCCCGCCGCCCUCCAAGGACACCCACAUCUCCACCUCGCCCGCCGCGUCCCCGUCCUCGUCCCACGCCGGCGCCAAGCUCACCUCCCCGGCCGCCUCCCCCGCGCCCACCCACUCCCCGACCCCACCGACGCCACCGCCGUCUCCGCCCACCCCAGCCCCCACCAGCUCCUCGCCGCCGCCCGCAUUGCCGCCCCCGGCCGCGGCGCCGGCGCCGGCGCCCGUGGGCGCGAGCGCCCCUCCGCCCGCCGCGUCCUCCCCGCCGGUCCCAGCGCCGACGCUCGCCCCCGCGCCGUCGUCGUCCCCUCCGGCCCCGGCGCCCGUCCUCGCGGCGCCCGCGCCCGCGCCCAGCAAGAAGCCGACGCCGACGAAGAAGAAGCACGCGCCAGCACCGCUCGCGGCCGCGUCCCCGGCCACCGGCACCGGCACCGGCGUGGGCCUCGCCCCCGGCCCUGGCCCCUCCACCGCCGACAUGAUGAGCGGAGCGGCGCGGGGCUGCGGCGGGUGGGCGGCGACGGCGACGGCGGCGCUGGUUCUUCUGGCCGCGUCGCUGACGGUGGGUCCGAUGGUGGCGUGAUGGAUGGUAGAGCCACCUGUCAGGGUCGAGAGAGUGGUGGGUUGAUGUGAUGGGAUCUGCAUGGGUAGUACGUGCAUUGGUUCAAACACGCUGUAUUUUGUGCUACUGCCGCACGUCACGUUAUUAUUCUCUGCGUGGAGUUGACGCCCAGAAUAUAUAGUACCACCACUAUUAUAUUUUGUUUGCUAUUGUACAACAUUUUCAUGCUUGAUUACUUCUACCGUGCCUAUGAUGGUCAUUUGCUUC